AUGAAGUUUCCCCCCGAGGGUGGAAUAGGUUACCUCCAAGGCGAUCAGCGCGAGACUCGAAAAUGUUAUGUAAUAGCGGUAAAGAAAGGGUCAGUGAAACAAGCCCUCACCAUUAACAUCCUCGAUCCCAGGGGACAUACAGAGGACUCAUUUGUAGAAGACUUGGAGGCAGUACCUCUCGACAAGACAGAUCCGAGCAAAACCGUUCAGCUCGGAACAUCGUUGAAUUCCGAACAAUGGUCUGAAAUGUUGGCUUUCCUUCAUGUUGGCUUCAUCGAAGAGGUACACUAUCUAGAUUGGAUCGCAAAUUUGGUCAUUGUCAAGAAAGCUAAUGGGAAAUUGUGGGUUUGUGUGGAUUACUCAGAUUUAAACAGGGCCUGCCCAAAGGAUAGCUUUCCCCUGCCUCGGAUCGAUCAGCUGGUAGAUAGUACAGCGGGGCACGAACUACUCUCCUUCCUGGACACCUAUUCAGGGUAUAACCAGAUCACGACGCAUCCUCCAGAUAGGCAGAAGACCACAUUCGUCACAGACAAUGGACUCUAUUGUUACCGGGUCAUGCCGUUCGGCUUAAAAAAUGCUAGGGUCACGUAUCAGAGAUUAGUGAAUCAGAUGUUCGCCAAACAGAUCAGACGUUCUAUGGAGUUUUAUGUAGACGAUAUGCUUGUUAAGAGUACCAAGGCGUCGAACCACCUAGCGGAUCUCGGAGAAACCUUCUCUAUCCUCCAAGAGUACCAGAUGAAACUGAAUCCCGCGAAGUGUGCCUUUGGAGUUGGCUCUGGUAAAUUCCUCGGGUUUCAGAUUCCUAGGGCAGAGAAUUCUUGGGCCGACGCCCUAGCGAAGCUAGCCUCGGCCACGAAAGGAAAGAUCCCGCGAGUCAUUCCCGUGGAGUUCAUAGAACAUCCGAGCAUUGACCAAAUAGAGAAGAAAAUGGUCAACCCAGUAGGAGACACUCUGAGCUGGAUAGAUCUGAUUUACAACUACCUCACAUUUAGUGAGGUCUCCUCGGACAAGUUGGAGGCUAGGCGCCUGAGGGUGAGAGCGGCAUGGUGUCUCCGACCCGAUGAAGCAGACUACGUGAUUCGGGAGAUUCAUGAAGGCAUCUGUGAAAAUCACUCUGGUGGUUGGGCCCUGGCUCUGAAAAUACUCCGCCAAGGACAUUUCUGUCGACCAUCAGGGAGGACUCGAAAAACUAUGUUCAAAGGUGCGACAAGUGUCAACGGGAAAGUGCAGGUCGAGUUCGCUAUUGUCGCAGUUGACUACUUCACUAAGUGGGCCGAAGCUGAGCCCGUCGAUAAAAUCAUAAAGCAGAAAGUGGUGGCACGAUUCUACAAUGCUAAGGUCAAGACUAGGUGUUUCUGUUCAGGAGACUUAGUCCUUUGCCAAGUCUUCCAGAUCAUUGCAGAGCCGGGGGCUGGGAGGCUUAAGGUUGAGGUCCUGAUAGAGCUCUUGGACCGCAUCAAUGCAAGUGUCGAAGCCGCAGUUAUAGAACUUGGUGGCUUCGGUGGUCCUCUCCUCUGA
Magnolia sinica is the source of this 1518-nucleotide messenger RNA. RefSeq lists its product as uncharacterized. The record is from RefSeq and is a predicted model, not a curated record. The transcript is spliced from 7 exons. NCBI's taxonomy places the organism in Eukaryota, Viridiplantae, Streptophyta, Magnoliopsida, Magnoliales, Magnoliaceae. The coding region runs from base 1 to 1518 and encodes 505 amino acids.